UCUCAGAAGCUGGGCACUCCGCACCGGUGCUCCCGCCGCGCGGUUGGACUCUAUAUAUACCGUCCCCCGUCUCCCCAUCUCCAGUUUAAAAUUUAAAGAACCAAGCCCCCCUUCCCCCAUGCAGAGAGGGAGAGAGGGAUCGUGGUCGUCUCCUGGCAAUUUGCUCGUUUCUUUGCUGUAAAUUUGAUCUGAGAUCUCUUGGAAUUCGAUUCUUUUACGGGUAGAUUGGAUCUGAGAAGCAAUCGAUCGAAGCGGUCACAUCCGAUCUCUCAUUUGCCGCCGCUGCUGGAUAGACAUUUAUUCGUAAUCGAUCUCCAAGUUCGUUCCCAACGCAGCGGUGGGCAUCGCUCUUGCAGGCAGGUGAUGGAUGUCUUGCACAAGCGCAUGAAAUUGACGGAGGAGGCCGGAGGCGAGAAGGGAGGCGGAGAGGUGGCCGUGGACGAGACGACGAACAUGGCGGCGGUGGCGGGAUCGGAAGAGAUGGAGCUCAACAUCCAACGCAUCUUGGAAAAGAUCGACCACUUCACCCAGCAGGUUUCUGACUUGCUAGAAGCGGUGAGGACAUUAUUCAAAGAUCUGAGCAAUGAAUUCGAAGAGCGUUUGAUCGCAGUGCACAGGGAGCAGAUGGACAAGUGGCAGGAGGAGAUCAACGAGCUGCGCUUGCAAGAUGCAUCGAACGAGGCAGCCCGAACUCUCCUGCAGAACGCUCAGGAUCAUCUUCUUCAGAACGUCCGUGAGGACUCUUGAGGUGCGGGCAUACGCAACAGAAAACCUUUACCUUCUAGGUGGUUUUGCUUACUCUGCAACCGGCUUUUUACCAUGGAGGUGCAACCAACCCAAAAAGCAUUCCAAUCCUCCUGCUACUCCAUCAGACGCUCGCAGCAAUUUACAUGCACGGGAACCCCAUGAAUUGAGCGGUUUCCUGCUAUAGUAUGGUUGAGACUAAAACAAAUGUAGCACAAAAAAUAACUGAGUUUUUGAGAGUCCAUCUAUCAUGGAAUAUAAUAUGCUCUAUUUGCAGAUAUACUUGCAAAACUGAAAUUCAGGACUUCUACGGAAGAAAAGGAA
Messenger RNA from Elaeis guineensis (African oil palm), 1068 nucleotides. RefSeq lists its product as uncharacterized. NCBI's taxonomy places the organism in Eukaryota, Viridiplantae, Streptophyta, Magnoliopsida, Arecales, Arecaceae. The record is from RefSeq and is a predicted model, not a curated record.